ACGGGUGGGAAGCAAUUGUUUGUGCCCACAACACUCGAUCAGAGGCAUCCAAGAUGGUGGACGCCCCAGGCCUAGCUACACGUGGCCUGCAGCAACAAAAGCAUGAUUUUGCGGGGCCCAGUACGGCAGCAAUGGACCCCCUGGAAGUUUUCUUUGAGAGAUAUUGGGCUCAGCGGCUGGAAUGCACGAGACAAGCUACAUCUAUUCAUAAGCCACUGCAAAGGGAGGAGGCUCACAUGCCCACUGACACAGCUUAA
Pelobates cultripes (western spadefoot toad) is the source of this 257-nucleotide messenger RNA. The record is from the annotation of a GenBank genome assembly. NCBI's taxonomy places the organism in Eukaryota, Metazoa, Chordata, Amphibia, Anura, Pelobatidae.